Molecule: messenger RNA, 441 nt
Organism: Helobdella robusta
Lineage: Eukaryota; Metazoa; Annelida; Clitellata; Rhynchobdellida; Glossiphoniidae
Exons: 2
Coding region: 1-441 (146 amino acids)
Source: RefSeq, a predicted model, not a curated record
AUGAAAUUUAUGGGAAUGGAAGGUGUGCGAUAUAAUUACGAGAUAGAGGUGCAGCCGGAAAUUAAAUGUUUGAAAGACCACACCACACCACACCACACCGCACUACACCACACCACACCACACUACACAAAACCACACCACACCAAACCACACCACACCGCACCACACCAAACCACACCACACCACACUACACCACACCGCACAACACUACACAAAACCACACCACACCAAACCACACCAAACCACACCACACCGCACUACACCACAUCACACCACACCACACAAAACCACACCACACCAAACCACACCAAACCGCACCACACCACACCACACCACACCGCAUCGCACCACACCAUACCGCACCACAUCACACCGCACCACACCACACCGCACCGCACCGCACCACACCACACCACACCACACUACACCACCACAUACUGA